Messenger RNA from Fusarium tjaetaba, 1521 nucleotides. Its product is annotated as 4-hydroxybenzoate benzoate ligase. NCBI's taxonomy places the organism in Eukaryota, Fungi, Ascomycota, Sordariomycetes, Hypocreales, Nectriaceae. The transcript is spliced from 4 exons. The coding region runs from base 1 to 1521 and encodes 506 amino acids. Gene Ontology annotation, biological process: fatty acid metabolic process. Gene Ontology annotation, molecular function: medium-chain fatty acid-CoA ligase activity. The record is from RefSeq and is a predicted model, not a curated record.
AUGCGAACCUUUCAUUCACCUCUUACGAUUAUUGAGACGCUGGCUAAGUCGCAUGGGGAUGCUGCGGCAGUCAGAUAUCUGUUACCUGUUUCUUCUACGGAGUACAAGACAAUCACAUAUGCUGAGUACUGUAAUGAUGUUGAGAAUGCGGCAAAGACAUGGUUAUCUGUGUUGUCCCAGGCAGGUAUUGCUAAGGGUGAUCGGAAUCUGGAUGAGAGGAUGGUCAUACCAGGAUCUUCUACACUAUUUAUCUCUCCAAAGGGCUGGCUUCAUUCCACAACUAUUCUCACUUCGCAUGACGAACCCAGCCUGAAGGACUGCCCGGUUUCGACAUUUACCAGCGAAAGAAAUUUGGGAAAAACUGCGCCUCAGGAUCAUGAGCUUGAAAAGGUGACUACUGCUUUGAACGGCGAUCAAGUCUCAGUCAUCUUUCAAACUUCAGGCUCAACUUCAGGAAUCCCAAAACUUGUUCCAACUACUGUGAGAUGGAUGGACUGCUUGAUUCGCAAGAACAAGCCAUAUACACGCACCGGACCGCAGCCUGUGUACUGCCUCAUGGGUUCUCAUGCCCAUGUAGGCAACACCAUUAAUCUUGCGGAGGCACUAGCCAACGCAGGCUGUUUGAUCGUACCAAACAGUAUUCCUUAUCCAACUUCUGAGUUGCAGAGCAUGAUUACCCAUGGUGGAUUGACGGCCUUUUACAUAUUCCCGGUCCUUCUCUCUGUCUUCAUCCGGGAAGCACGCACCAACACCAUUUUACUCGAGCAGCUUCAGAGUUUGCAUCACAUCUUUCACGCUGGGCAGGUUUUGGAGCCGUCGGAUCAGGCUUGGGCUCAUCAACAAGGGAUCAAGCUUGUUGAUACCUACGGUUCCACCGAGAUUGGACUAUCGAUGCGCGCAUCUUCCAGUUCGAAAUACCUAACUCCAUUUCAGGAGUCGGGUUGUGAGUUCAUCCCUCUUGGAGGAAACUCAUCUUUAUCAGAUCAACUUCUUGAGCUUGUCAUCCCUGCUGAUGCAGAUGACUGUCCACAUCCGUCACUCAGGAAUAAGACAGAUGGCAAGUUUCAUACUGGUGACCUCUUCCAGCGAGUCGCCGAAGAUCAGUACUUGUACAAAGGACGAGUUGAUGAUAGAAUCAAGAUGCAGAUGUCUCUGGUGUGUGACGCAGGAUCGCUUGAGGCAGAAGCAAUGCAAGUCUGCCAAGCUGAUCUGAUCUCCGCUGUAUCUGUCAUCGGAUAUGGACGCCCCAGUCCAGCAAUUAUCGUCGAACCCAAGAAUGACGAAAUAUUAAAAUCGGGCGAUGACAAUUUGGCGAAAUUCAAGGAAGAAAUCCUGCGCAGGAUAUCGCCGUUUCACGAGCGUAAGUAUCUCCACGAGCGAAUUGAUGAUCCACGCCUAGUUUUUGUUGUACCCCAGGGAGCACUACCAAUGACAGCGAAGGGGAAUAUCAUGAGGAAGGCGGUGGAAAACAUGUUCUUUAAUGAACUAGAGAAACACUUUGCGGUCAUUUCACCCGCGUAA